CUGAGAAGCCGCCCUUUUGCUCCCUCUAGGGUUUUGCUUCCUUUCUCUCUCUCUCUCUUAAUUUAUAUAUAUACAUACACUUGAAAGACAGUCUUCUUUGAAGGUGCAUCUGUAAUGGCGUCUUCUCUAAUCAGAUCUGCUGCUCCUAUUCGCGAGGCUUUGCGUGCAGAUCUUUCGUCCUCGGCCACCUCUUUCAUUUCAGCUCAUCAGUCCAAGGCAUCGCACGUUGGUUUCAGUCGCAGUUUAAGUUCUUUAGAGUCCAACAUUUGUGCUAAAGUUGUUCAAAGCAGCUCUGUUUCAACCAAAAAAAUUAGCACCAGAAAUAUUAGACCAAUUAAAGCAACUGCAACUGAGAUUCCUCCUGCGUUUCAAGUGUCAAGGAGCGCCGGGAAGACCAGAAUUGGGAUCAAUGGUUUUGGUAGAAUUGGAAGAUUGGUUUUGAGGAUAGCUACUUCAAGGGAUGAUAUUGAGGUUGUAGCUGUAAAUGAUCCAUUCAUUGAUGCCAAGUACAUGGCAUAUAUGUUUAAGUAUGAUUCUACUCAUGGAGUCUUCAAGGGAACCAUCAAUGUGUUGGACCCAACCACAUUGGAGAUCAAUGGGAAACAAAUCAAGGUUGCCAGCAAAAGGGACCCUGCAGAGAUUCCAUGGGGAGAUUAUGGCGCAGACUAUGUGGUUGAAUCUUCAGGUGUUUUCACGACUAUUGAGAAGGCCUCUGUUCACAAAAAGGGUGGUGCCAAGAAGGUGGUAAUUUCUGCUCCAUCAGCAGAUGCACCCAUGUUUGUGGUUGGCGUAAAUGAGACUACUUAUAAACCCAGCAUGGAUAUUGUUUCUAAUGCUAGCUGCACUACAAACUGUCUUGCUCCUCUAGCCAAGGUGGUGCACGAGGAGUUUGGCAUAGCAGAAGGUUUAAUGACUACAGUCCAUGCAACUACAGCAACCCAGAAGGCUGUGGAUGGUCCAUCAAUGAAGGACUGGCGUGGCGGACGGGGUGCUGGGCAAAACAUCAUCCCUAGUUCAACUGGUGCUGCCAAGGCUGUUGGUAAAGUUCUUCCAGAACUAAAUGGCAAACUCACUGGAAUGGCUUUCCGUGUCCCAACACCAAAUGUCUCUGUUGUAGACUUAACUUGCAAACUCGUGAAGAAGACCUCGUAUGAAGAGGUCAAAGCUGCCAUCAAGUAUGCAUCGGAGGGCCCACUCAAUGGAAUCCUUGGGUACACUGACGAGGACGUAGUAUCAAAUGAUUUUGUUGGUGAUUCUAGAUCAAGCAUAUUUGAUGCCAAGGCGGGAAUGGGUCUGAGUGCUGAUUUUAUGAAGCUUGUUGCUUGGUAUGACAAUGAGUGGGGAUACAGCAAUCGGGUUUUGGACCUUAUAGAGCAUAUGGCAUUAGUUGCAGCUUCUAGCAAUUAGGUGUCUGAAGAUGCUCCAUCUUUUUGUAUGAUGAUGAUCCAUCAAUAGUCUUAUUUUAGAUCUUUCUUAUGACAUAUGUGUUUACAAAAUCUGGCUAUAUGGGCUAUAUAUAGCAUUUGGGAUUGAUAACCUUGUUAUUUUAGAAUAUGGCUAUGUUUUGCAGUUGCAUGCAAAAUGUUGCUGCAAUGUUCUGCUGAAUAAUGUAGUGGAAAAUAGUUGUUGGACUUGGAGAGACAUGAGGUUCUAUGCAUUUGUUUUGCACUUGUUA
This is a messenger RNA of Impatiens glandulifera, 1675 nucleotides long. RefSeq names its product glyceraldehyde-3-phosphate dehydrogenase GAPCP2, chloroplastic-like. The transcript has 14 exons. The record is from RefSeq and is a predicted model, not a curated record. Lineage: Eukaryota; Viridiplantae; Streptophyta; Magnoliopsida; Ericales; Balsaminaceae. Gene Ontology annotation, biological process: glucose metabolic process. The coding region runs from base 115 to 1407 and encodes 430 amino acids. Gene Ontology annotation, molecular function: NAD binding; oxidoreductase activity, acting on the aldehyde or oxo group of donors, NAD or NADP as acceptor; NADP binding.